CAAUUCUCUGAUCUCCGAGGAAAGCUCCCGACCGACCGGCUGGAGAUUAGUGCUUUGAUAAGAGAAGCAGCAUGUGGACCGAUCUCGCUGGCAAGGUAAUCCUGGUGACCGGUGCUGGGGCCGGCAUUGGCCAGGCUCUGGUUAAGCAGCUGGCCAGCUCUGGCGUCAGCGUCAUUGCGGUGGCCAGGAAGGAGGAGCAGCUCAAGGAAUUGGUUUCCUUUGAUCCGAAACACAUCCAGCCGCUGCAGCUGGACCUUAGCGAGUGGCAGAAGGUGCGUGAGGUCUUGGCCAAGGUCCCACUGCUGGACGGAUUGGUGAACAAUGCCGGAGUGGCCAUCAUCAAACCGUUUGAGGAGCUCACUGAGCAGGACUUUGACACCCACUUUGAUGUCAACAUCAAGGCCGUGUUCAAUGUAACCCAGGCCCUUCUGCCACGCCUGCGGGAUGGUGCCUCCAUUGUCAACGUGUCCUCGAUUGCAUCUUCGCGAUCCUUUGCCGGCCACACCGCCUACAGUGCCACCAAGGCGGCUCUCGAUUCGCUGACCAAGUCACUGGCCCUCGAACUGGGUCCUCGCAAGAUCCGCGUUAACUCGGUCAAUCCCACUGUGGUGCUGACCAAAAUGGGACGCGACAACUGGACGGAUCCGGCCAAAAGCGGUCCCCUGUUGGCCCACAUACCGCUGAAUCGUUUCUGUGAGGUGCACGAGGUGGUGGACGCUACCGGUUAUCUGCUGAGCAGCAAGUCCACCUUCGUCAAUGGCCAUCACAUUCUGCUCGAGGGAGGCUAUUCCGUUUCGUAAAUCUGAAAACUCGAAAACUGAUUACAAAAAUUGUUACAAUGAAAAAUAAAGCAGUUUAAAAAUUUUAA
Molecule: messenger RNA, 868 nt
Organism: Drosophila serrata
Lineage: Eukaryota; Metazoa; Arthropoda; Insecta; Diptera; Drosophilidae
Product: L-xylulose reductase
Biological process (GO): glucose metabolic process; xylulose metabolic process
Molecular function (GO): carbonyl reductase (NADPH) activity; L-xylulose reductase (NADPH) activity
Source: RefSeq, a predicted model, not a curated record